Messenger RNA from Phalaenopsis equestris, 1274 nucleotides. RefSeq names its product transcription factor MYB34-like. The transcript is spliced from 3 exons. The record is from RefSeq and is a predicted model, not a curated record. Bases 90 to 1106 code for a protein of 338 amino acids. NCBI's taxonomy places the organism in Eukaryota, Viridiplantae, Streptophyta, Magnoliopsida, Asparagales, Orchidaceae.
UCCUUCAAGCUAGCAGCUUUCUCUCUCUCUCUCUCUUUCUCUCUCUCUAUCGACAAGCUGAAACAAGUUUUAUAGAUAUUAAAAGAAAAAUGGGAAGAGCUCCUUGCUGUGACAAGAAUGGCUUGAAAAAAGGGCCUUGGACGCCCGAGGAAGAUCAAAAGCUCAUCAAUUACAUACAGAAGAAUGGGCAUGGAAGCUGGAGAACCCUUCCUAAAAACGCUGGGCUCUCGAGAUGCGGCAAGAGUUGCCGUCUUCGGUGGACCAACUACCUCCGCCCCGACAUCAAGAGGGGAAGGUUUUCCUUUGAAGAAGAAGAAACCAUCAUCCAAUUACAUAGUAUAUUAGGAAACAAGUGGUCGGCCAUAGCCGCACAACUCCCUGGAAGAACGGAUAACGAGAUCAAGAACUACUGGAACACACAUAUCAGAAAGAGGCUUCUUCGAAUGGGAAUUGAUCCGGUGACUCAUUUCCCGCGCCUGGAUCUCUUAGAUCUAUCCUCGCUCCUCAACCCAAUGCUCUGCAACCCAGGGCAAUUGGAUUUGUCCAGGUUGCUCACUAGCAUCGACCCACUCGUAAACUCAGAGCUCCUGAGGCUCGCCUCCAAUCUCUUGCAGUCUCAGAGCCAAAACACAAAUCUCGUCCCAGCCCAAGAACAGCAGGCGCCUAAUCUCUCAACAAGCCAACAAGAUCUCGCCUCAUCUUACAUACAAAAUCUAGUUCAAUCGAACUCUCAAAAUGUUGAUUUUGAUAGCUCGGCGCAGUUCAAAUGGCAGAGUACUAAUAGAGCAAAUAAUGUUUGCAAUUUGGGGGACAAUUUUAUACCGGUUGAUAAUAAUGGUAGCUACAACGUCGAUAACAUGGGGCAGUACAUGGUACCAAAUUUCGUGCGGGAUCAAAAUGAUCAGACAGCAUUCAACUUCCAAAUUCCUUACGAUGUAAAUCAUGACUCAGUUCUGUCGACUCCAUCGUCAAGCCAAACGUUGAACAACUCUAAUUGCUCCACUUACCUUAACAGCAGUACAGAUCAUGAUCAGGAAAGCUAUAGCAGUGCUAACUUGUUCAACUUUGAGAUUCCUGACUUGCUUGAUGUAAGCGAUUUCAUGUAAAUUAAUGAUCGAGAAAAAUGCGAGGGAAUUAGAUCUGGCUUAGGAUGACGGAGAAGAGAAAGUGAGUUCAUUUUGUAUUUUACAUGUAAAUUAUACACCAAGCCAACAUAUUUUCAAUACAUGCAUUUCUCGCAUAUACUUUGAUGUGUGAUGGGCUGAUAUGAUUUA